ACCGCCGGGGAGAGGCCACCUGAACCGCUUCAGCAUUUCCGUCUGGGAUUUCCCGCGGGGAGUGAUGAACUCCAUCGACCCUCAGUCCCAGCACCAGCACCAGCACCAGCACCACACCUCCCCUACCGUCGGCUCCCUCCCACCCAAAGGCGCCCAGGAGGCCCCGGACAUGGCCGCUGUGUACUGCGACAACUUCAGCAGCAUGUACCACCAGCAGAGCCUGCAGGGCGCGCAGAGACCCGCCGGGUACGGCCUCGGAGAUUACGCAUCGUCUCCAAACCCGUACCUGUGGCUCAACGGGCCGGGCGUCAACUCGUCCGCAUCUUACCUGCACGGCAACAACCCUGCGUCCUUCAUCCCGCCCUCCUACGGCUCCCAGCGGCAGUUCAUCACCAACUCACCUGGCUUCGGAGGGCCCGACCUGGGCUGGCUGUCCAUCGCCAGCCAGGAGGAGCUGCUGAAGCUGGUGCGGCCGCCCUACUCCUACUCUGCGCUCAUCGCCAUGGCCAUCCAGAACGCGCACGAGAAGAAGCUGACCCUGAGCCAGAUCUACCAGUACGUCGCAGACAACUUCCCCUUCUACAAGAAGAGCAAAGCCGGCUGGCAGAACUCCAUCCGGCACAACUUGUCUCUCAACGACUGUUUCAAGAAGGUGCCGAGGGACGAAGACGAUCCAGGAAAAGGAAAUUACUGGACGUUGGACCCAAACUGUGAGAAGAUGUUUGACAACGGAAAUUUCCGCAGGAAAAGGAAACGACGUUCAGACCCGAGCAGCGCAGGAGGAGCAGCGGCGGCGGCAGCAGGGGCCACCAAAGUGGAGGACGGCAGGCCGGUGGUGGCGGCCACGUUGAAGCCCUCAGACAGCCCUCAGCUCCUGGGGCCGCCCUCGCCAGAGAUGGAGGCGAUGAACGAGAACCACAAGAGCUCUUCCUCGUCCUCGCCGCCCGGACUGGCCUCAGCCGCUCCUUGUUUUAAUAACUUUUACAGCAGCAUGUCGACGCUCAGCUCGGGGGCCCCCAGCCGGCAGGGGUCCCUGGGACUGGUGAACGAGCUGUCGAACAGGAACAUUACGGCCCUGAGCCCGUACCACCUCAACCACGGCGGGCAGGACUCGGGGGCGUCAGAGCACAGCGAGGGCUUGCAUUUCAACCGUGGAGUGUACUACAACACGUUUGGCGGCGGGCAGAGCGGACAGUUCAACAGUCACUUCUACAACAGCUUCAGCGUCAACAGCUUGAUUUACCCCCGAGAAGGGACCGAGCUAUAGGGGCCACGCUGCCGUAGGGACCCGCACACGCUUUCCUCACACACAUGCGUCUCAGCACAGGUCAGAGGUCAGGCUGGGGAGCAGCUUCUCUGCAUCAUCAACACGGCGCUCCCUUCACGCAGCAGAUCACGGAGAGAUUAGAGAGCAUGUUAGGUCGACACACUGUGGGAACACCAGCCGCAGCGUCAAACACAAAAUGAGCACUUAUAUUUUUAUUCUUUUUUUAAUCUCUAUAUGGAAGCUCCUGCUUUGCUCUCAGAGCUGAAAUGUACUCGCAAAGUAAAACGACCACUCAACACUCGUUGUUUUAUUUGUCCUAAAGGAAGUUAGUCUUGUGCAUAAAGGCUGACACAUGAAACACACACUGAGCAAAACCAGACGUAAAUUACAGACGAGUAUCUGCAGCACUGCCCCUCAUUUACACACUCCUUAUUCCUGAGGUUAGGACAGUCACUGAGUUAAUGUACCUGUCCAGGUGCCUCCUCUUGUAUUUAAUACAGAUCCUGCACCUGAUGGCAGCCGUUUGUUUUCUGUCCAUAAACAUCUGUUUUACAAUAUUUGGCAGUUUGAAGAGAAAGUUUCUCUAUUCUUAUAACGCUUAUAAUCAAAGACAUUCUGUCAUGUUUAAGAUGUAAAUGUACGUUUGAUAUUUUUUGCCAAAUCUUUCCCAUAUUUCUUUUUACCAGAGCGGCCAAAUUCUUCCAGUUGACAUAUGUUUAAUAUUUUAUUCAUAAUCAACUUUAAAUCUGCCAAAGUUGCCUUUGUGAGACCGCCAUUACCUCAAAACUACAAUCCAACCAGACGAGAUGAGACGAGAUGAGAUGAGAUGAGAUGAGAUGAUGCGCCCUGCUGUGAAGGGUUUAAGUGUCGAUAUUUUCCAGAUGCAGUAACGAUUGAUUGAUUGAUUAUAAAUAUAAUCAGAGACAGGGCUCGCCUUAUUUUUCUACCCUCCACGUUGAUUGAACCCACAGCACUAUGGCUAAAGCUGUAAAUACAUGUGGACUUUAUAAAUGUGUAUUUUUGUAAAUUAUAAAAAUAGUUUGUGACUAUUUAUGCUAUUUAUGCUCAUAGGCAUUGUUUUGUUUUUCUACUGUUGUCUAGUUUGAUUAAAGCAGAUGUGAAUGACUUUAGUUACACCGAGAACAGUAUCACUAAAACCCAGAUGUCAUAAAUCUAUAUGAAUAUAUUAAAGUCUAUAUGCUAUAUCAUGGUUUCUCUCAGGAUUCAGUGUGACAAUCAUUGAACGGCUUUUGUAUCUAUUGUUGUCUUUUUUUAAUCUUUCUACAGUGCGUUCAGCUUCAGGCAGUUUCUGCUGUGACUGUUAAUAAAUCAU
This is a messenger RNA of Epinephelus lanceolatus (giant grouper), 2600 nucleotides long. It is a transcript of the gene foxi2, whose product is annotated as forkhead box I2. Gene Ontology annotation, biological process: regulation of transcription by RNA polymerase II; cell differentiation; anatomical structure morphogenesis. Gene Ontology annotation, molecular function: DNA-binding transcription factor activity, RNA polymerase II-specific; RNA polymerase II cis-regulatory region sequence-specific DNA binding. The record is from RefSeq and is a predicted model, not a curated record. NCBI's taxonomy places the organism in Eukaryota, Metazoa, Chordata, Actinopteri, Perciformes, Serranidae.